UUAUUGCUUUCAAUAAUUAAAAGUAUUGUUGGCAAUGUGAUAUCACUUUGUUAAUUGCAUAUGUUUCAGUUUUUUGACUACUUUUGUAUGAUUUAGGUUCUUGAUGCCAGUCUUUUGCUUGUUUAUAUCUUUUUGGAUAGUCGAAAUCCAUUAUAGGUUUUGGCCAUGCCAUUAAAUGAAUUUUGAUACAGGUUAGGGCAGGUUGAGAAGGCCAGGAGCCACCUUUGUUUGCCUGGGCAGCAGCCUGAUCAAAAUGAGUUGCACAAGUUACAGGCAGUAGAGAAGCAUCUUAGCAAAUGCACAGAUGCUCGGAAAGUUCGUGAUUGGAAGAGUGUGCUAAGGGAAGGUGAAGCAGCCAUUGCUGCUGGAGCUGACUUUUCUCCUCAGCUCCUUAUGUGUAGAGCAGAAGCACUUUUGAAACUCCACCAACUUGAAGAUGCUGAAUCAAGCCUAUCAAACAUUCCCAAAUUGGAAACACCUACUGUCUCUUGCUCACAGACUCCGUUUUUUGGAAUGCUCUCUGAAGCUUAUCCCUUCUUUGUCCGAGCUCAGAUUGAAAUGGCAUUGGGAAGGUUUGAGAAUGCAGUUACAGCUGCCGAGAAAGCUGGGAAAAUUGAUCCUCGGAAUGUUGAAGUUGCGGUACUGCUAAACAAUGUCAAGUUUGUGGCAAGAGCUCGUGCCCGUGGCAAUGAUCUCUUCAAAUCUGAAAGGUUCACUGAAGCCUGUGCAGCUUACGAAGAAGGCCUCAAGCUUGAUCCAUCAAACUCUGUUCUCUAUUGCAACAGAGCAGCUUGUUGGUUCAUGCUGGGGCUUUGGGAGCGAUCUGUUGAAGACUGCAACCAAGCUUUGCGUAUUCAACCCAAUUAUACCAAAGCUCUUCUUCGGAGAGCUGCCUCAAACAGCAAGCUAGAAAGGUGGGCUGAUGCUGUGAGAGAUUAUGAGGUUUUAAGAAGGGAACUUCCAGAUGACAACAAAGUUGCUGAGUCCCUAUUUCAUGUGCAAGUUGCAUUGAAGAAAUCUCGUGGUGAAGAAGUUUACAAUAUGAAAUUUGGUGGUGAAGUAGAGGAAGUUUCAGGUCUUGAGCAGUUCAGAGCUGCAGUAUCUUUACCCGGUGUAUCUGUUGUCCAUUUCAAAUCGGCAUCUAACUCACAAUGCAAACAAAUAUCUCCAUUUGUGGAUACAUUAUGCGGCCGCUACCCUUCGAUAAAUUUUCUUAAGGUGGACAUUGAUGAGAGUCCGGCAGUUGCAAAUGCUGAGAAUGUGAGGAUUGUACCAACGUUCAAGAUAUACAAAAAAGGUAGCCGGGUGAAGGAAAUUGUCUGCCCUAGUCGUGAUAUGUUGGAACACUCGGUGAGGCAUUACAGCUUUUAGAACUCAAAGACUAUAUAUUGUACUUCUGUCAAUUUUAGAUUUCUUCUUGCUGCCCAACCUCCCAAUUCGAUGGGAAUACACUCUUCCACUGCCGUCCCAGCUUCCACCAUAAAACGAUUACUAGACAACUGUGACAUAAAUCAGAACCACAUAAUAAUCUCAUUAGCCAAUGGAACCCAGAGAGGUAGCUUAGCCCCUUUUGCAGUUUUUAUUUAUUCAUUCAUUUCUCAUUGUCCUGUGGUUCCAUUUUCUUCCUGCCCAUUUCCUUUUGUCAUUUUCCCUUUUUUUUUUUUCUAUUUGGAACUCCUUUUCCAUUUUCUUUGUAGGUCAGCCUGGUUCUUGUAUCCCCACUUCCGUUGAGAGGAAAAAAAAUAAAAAAAAUUCAGAGGUAUGUACAAUUUGAUUAAAUCUGGUCCCUUAGCCACAUUUUAGAGAGAGUAAGAACUAGCAGGCUGUUAGAAGAGAGGAUCUGACGAUCUGUACAUGUAUAUAUGUGAUGAUAUAUACAACAAAUUGGAAGCCCUGAGGGAGAUUGGAUGUCUGGUGGGUACUUAGUUUACUGGGUUAGUGGAAAGAAGGAUGAAGAAUAUGUUGUUAUUAAUACUGUUGUUUUUUACCCCCAAUCAUUUCAUCAAUAAAAAAAAGAUCCCAUUUUUUC
Messenger RNA from Pistacia vera, 2029 nucleotides. Its product is annotated as TPR repeat-containing thioredoxin TTL1-like. The record is from RefSeq and is a predicted model, not a curated record. Bases 394 to 1371 code for a protein of 325 amino acids. Gene Ontology annotation, cellular component: cytoplasm. The transcript has 6 exons. Gene Ontology annotation, molecular function: protein binding. NCBI's taxonomy places the organism in Eukaryota, Viridiplantae, Streptophyta, Magnoliopsida, Sapindales, Anacardiaceae.